Molecule: messenger RNA, 1396 nt
Organism: Spodoptera littoralis (African cotton leafworm)
Lineage: Eukaryota; Metazoa; Arthropoda; Insecta; Lepidoptera; Noctuidae
Source: the annotation of a GenBank genome assembly
UUAUUGUUUUUGAUUAGUGAGAUAAAAAUGAUAACAAUAUGUGUUAACAAUUUGUACUAGUUAUAGUUAUAUUGUACUUCUAAAACAAUUUCUUGUUCAGUACCUAGCGACAAUGAAUAGGGAGAGCAUUGUUGUUUUGUGCACUGUGCUAGCAGUGACAUCAUGUGUUGAGGACUUGACGUUUCCACCUGGAUUCUUAUGGGGAGCGGCCACUGCAGCUUACCAGGUCGAAGGAGGGUGGAAUGCCAACAAAGGAGAAAGCGUAUGGGAUCGUUUAAGCCAUGAACAUCCCGAGAUGAUAUCAGAUCUGACCAAUGGAGACGUGGCUUGCGACUCCUACCACCUGUGGAGGAGAGACAUCGAAAUGGCUGAAGAACUUGGAUUGCAAUUCUAUAGGUUAUCAAUAUCCUGGCCUCGUCUGCUCCCGUCUGGUUUUCCUAACCAUAUCAGCGAGGAUGGCAAGAACUACUACAACAACCUGAUCGAUGGUCUACUGGAGAAGGGGAUCGAGCCUUUCGUUACUUUAUACCACUGGGAUUUGCCGCAAAGUGGCUGGACAAACCAUCUGGUCGCCGACUGGUUUGUCGACUACGCAAGAGUCGCUUACACCCUUUUCGGUGACCGUGUGAAGUGGUGGAUCACCAUCAACGAGCCCCUGAUCAUCUGUGACGUGGUUUACAGCUCUGGCAUCCUGGCUCCUCCCAUUAUGAGCCCAGAAGUUGGAGCUCACUUGUGCUCUAAGAACGUGGUGAUGGCUCACGCUAAGGCUUACAGGCUAUACGAUGAAGAGUUUAGACCUAAGUUGGGAAAUACGCUCAUCCGAUUUAUUCCAAGGUCGGUGGUUGGCCACCAGCAUUGGAGAAGGCGCUGGGAGAUUACUAUUCGAAGCAAGGGGACCUUCGACUUCUACGCCCUAAACCAGUACACUAGUCGUCUGAUCCGCCCAGCGAGGGAAGGUGAGACCUUCCAACCUUGGCCUUUAGGAGACGCCAUCCAACUCAAUGCUAAAAUGGAACGAGAUGAGAGCUGGUCUACCACUCUGUCAUUCUGGUUUUUCGUGCAUCCGGAAGGUAUUAGACGUCAACUAGUCUGGUUGAAGCAACAGUAUGGAGAUAUAGAGUUCGUUGUCACGGAGAAUGGUCGGUCAACACAAGCUGGAUUGGAUGAUCAGGACAGGAUUGAUUACUAUAGGAAGUACUUAAGACAGGUGAGAGUAACAAAUUUGGACUUUACGAGGUCGACUUUAAAGACCCGCUGCGUACACGCACUCCUCGAGCCUCAGCGAAUUUCUAUACAAACCUUAUAAAGACGAAUACAUUGGAUUUAGGUACAAUACAGGACGAACUAUGAUUAUGUGAUAUUACUGUUGUAAAUAUAUAGUCUAGAUAGCAAGGUG